AUGCGACUUCGGAAGACUAUCAGAUUGCCGAGUCGAUAUGAGGAUGAAGAACCCCUACCUACGAAGUCGCGCAAUGGCACGAAGCCCACUUAUCCUGCCUUGCUCCAGAAGCAGGUGGUUGCGUUCAACCCGGACCAGCUUCCCGCAGCGUUCCCAUCACUCCCACUAAUCGGUCGGCAUCCUCACAACUACGGUGAUGCUCAAAAUGGCUCUGAGACCCCUUCCAAUGACACUUCAUCCUGCCAGGAGGGUGUCGGCAUUUCAUUGGUCAACGCAAGUAAUUCCCAAGCCUCCCCCGCCGAAGAGGAGCAGGUCGCGUCCGAAAGCUGUGCCAGCUAUAGUCAAUGCAACUCUCCUCUCGCGACUUCCCCUAUCACUCCUCAAGAUGAGUCCGUUCAUCCAACGGACGCGUUGUCACACACAGACAGCUUGGGAAGAGUCACAAUGAGUGGCCAAGCCACCGAUCUGGUUGUUAGCGAACGAACUACUCGGGCCAACCGACGUGAUGUGUCAGACCCAGAUGCCAUCCAACCCGCCACGGAUGGCCUGCACGCCAACAAUAUUCGGGGGGAGUCCGCCACAACGUGGAAUGCCCUCCCAUUGUCUUUGCAAUAUCAUAUCUACACGACGUUAACAUCGUUUUAUCCCACGAGAUCUCUAAGGCAGGCUCUAAGCUUGACAGACCAAGAACUGAGCGACAUCCAAAAGGCUGUGAGACUUCGUAUUCUGCAUCCGGCGUCACUUGCUGAGAUAUGGCAACACGCCAGUCAUGCCACGGCAGAAGUGCCCGGGAUUUCAAGGGGCCAUUCCAUUGACGUUCAGAGAUUCAACAACUUCUCGGAUUACAUGAUUUUCGCAAGCAAUUAUGAGUUCGCCUUUGAGUCCGAGAUUCGAAAUGCCGAAGACUUCCUAUCGUCGCGGGAGAUCCCGUCUGAAUUGCUGGGGACGUGGUUACCAGAUCCUUCUGAACCAGAUGGGAGCUCGUACUUCGUUCACAUUCCUGGGAUCGAUCCAAUGCGACUUACUCCAAGUCAUGAUAUUCACAUUGACUCUGGCUACUCGUCACUGUCUGAAGCAGAGAUCGACCGGGCUGCGAGCCGUCGAACUACGAGGCACGAAAUAGCAGACACAGAUGCCCUUGUGAGCAGAAGCAUCAACGAAAAGGCAAACGCGCGUCGAGGAAAGGGUCGUCCAAGAACACUGGCCGGCAACGAGUCCACGAGUCAGCGGCGCUCGAUUACUCCAGGUGGCUCAGGGCCUGCCAAACCGGCUCGCCAUCCGCUUGCCAUCGUUACGAAACCAGGCGAAUCGCCAGGGGAAAGCAAAGAUGCCGCGGACGCGGAAGCAAAUUCCCGCGCAUUACCACUGAUACUAAGGGAACAGAAGCAAAUUGUCGCAGAUGCGCAAUCUGCUGUUGGCGUAAUACCGGCAGAUGGCAGCUACUCUGGCUCGGUUUCUGAACCACCGUUUGCUAUCGAUGAUGCUGAAAACCUUCCAGCAGCAGGAGAAGAAGAAUGUUUGGCCGAUCCGACUGUGACGCCCACUUCGAACCCAUCGCGUUUGGUGCUCAGAAUCCAAAACAAGGACGGAUUUGCUCGGAUCCUUAAGAAACGACCGAAAUCAAACGGGAGCGUUUCGCCCAUCGCUUCUUUACCGCCUGCUUUACCUCCAAUCAGCCCAAUCCUUGACUUCCAAAAUAUGAGUCAGCCAGCUGUGCCUGCUCUGACGAAGCUCGACACUAGUAUGUCAUCUUUCAGCAGAGGCUUGAUCAUAGACAGUGCCACGAGCGAAGCAACCGUAACCAAGGGGAGAGACCCAGGCAGUUGUCUAGCUCUACGAGGUUCGUUGGCAGUCCGGGACUCUCCUCGGUUGUUGCCUAUUCCACCUCACAAACGAAAAGCUUCCAAAGAAACUGUCUGUCCAAGCCCUACCAAGAUGCAGAGAACAAUUGAGGUAAAUCAUGAGACGCCUCCAACUAGCAUUGCUUCGAAAAAUAUCGGCAACGAGCAACUCCUUCACACAGAAUCAAAAUCUUCCUGGAAUCUUGGUCCGGUCCGGACACGCGAGUCUAGCGACAUCAGCACUCCUUCUAAGAUCACACGCCAAGCGCCAGGACUUCAAGUCCCGUCGCAAGCAUCAGACCAUCAAGGAAAGUCUAGAGAGACUCCGAGGUCGCCUACUUAUUCGCCGAUUUCUGAAAAUGAAGACCUCGAGGAAUUUCAAGCAUUGCUUCGUGGACCUGCGAGAAAGAAUCUGAGGAUCAAAGUUCCAGAUCUCAAUACCCAAGUCGACAUGCCACUCGCGACGUCUCCAACAUCGACAUCUCCUCUCAUCAUGCAGAUCCAGCGCGGCUUGAACGUUGACUCUCAAGCAGGGCUUCGACAUGACGAGAAGGAUGACAGAAAUACUCAUACAUCUACCACAUUUCCUGGUAUGGCAGCCUCGAACACUGGCGCAAACAUGUCACCCAUGUCCCUUGAGACUCCCGAAACAAGCAACCCUCAAAAGCCAAGAAUUAAACUGGUCUUAAAGGGUCUCAAAGGCACAUCGGUAGUAGCCGAAAACGCUUCCCAAGACAAACAGCAAGCCGCAGUAGGCAACUCUGCUGAUCCAAAUAAUGGAGAUGUCGACGGACGCAAGGAUACUAAGCCUCGGGUCGAAGUCGACACGGUUCGAGGUGCAGAGGACAGAAUCCCGUCAGAAGGGCUGAGUCAGCUACGGAACGAGACUACGAAACAGACUGGCAAACGGUCUUUAAAAGCGAUUCCGAAAGCGACUCCGAAACCAAAAGCAAUUUCAAAAGCCUCCAUCAAAGCGACUGUUAAUCAGGUAACGAAAGAUGAUAUGGCACAAAGUGACAGCGGAACUCCAGAAAAGACGCAGCAGCCGAGACCCCGGGGCCCCCCAAGAGGUCGCCGAGGACCAUACCGAAAGACUAGAGAAAAACUGGCGAGAGAGGAACAAGAACGGCAGGCACAACAGCGGGAAAUCGAGCAAAUGCAACGUGCACAGGCUAUGCCUCGAGAAGAGGCCACCUUACAGGCAAAAGGCAAGCUAGAGGGAGAGAAGACCCAGCAAGGGAGAAAGAAGAAACAACAGGGCAAGAUGUGA
Molecule: messenger RNA, 3111 nt
Organism: Exophiala xenobiotica
Lineage: Eukaryota; Fungi; Ascomycota; Eurotiomycetes; Chaetothyriales; Herpotrichiellaceae
Exons: 2
Coding region: 1-3111 (1036 amino acids)
Source: RefSeq, a predicted model, not a curated record